GAUUUCUUCUCUUAAUCCUGGAGAUUGAUACUAUAAUGUCAACUGGUAAAAACCAUACUUAGAGUACCCUAUCAUCAUAUUUACAUAAGAUAAUCGAUGCUGUCUUGGACUAUUUCUGAUGACCUCAGAAUGACAAAUAUUCACCUAUAUAUUGACAGUGUUUAUACCCCAUAAUCUAGUAGUGUUGCAGAGCUUCGAUGGACCCCGGCACAUACAACCAAACCCUCAAUUUCCCCAGCGGAAGCUGGUUCAAGAAACGCGAAAACACUCUUGUGCAAGUAGACGGCCGGGAGUUUCGACUGGCCAAAGUCAUCCAUGAAUCCUAUCUUGACGGGGGGAAUCUGUGGAAAGUCCUUUUUGAAGGUUUUCCCACCGACGAUCCAUGCCAGACUGUGAUUCUCAAGUACCGCUACGAGUAUUACUUACUACCGGUAGCUUCCUACCUUAUGCAUGUGCGUAUACUAAUUCUUAGACUCCAUCCAUUCCUCUUUGAAACGGAUAAAAAGCAUAUAGCUGGCAGUCGAAAAUUCCUCGAUGAAGUCGCCGCCAUGAAGGCCUGCCAGGGAUCAGGCCAUACCCCGAUCUACAUUUCCCACGAGGUACAGCGCCAGCGCCAGCAGGACGAUCCAUACCCUGGAGAAGGAUAUGUCUGGGUGCUCGUCAUGUCGAAGCUGCCUGGCCUGCGUCUGUUCUUCAGGUUUAUUCCGCCGGAGCCGUUGGUCGUCACACGCCAGGAGAUGAGGGAUAUCAGACAGCAAUGUAUUGAUACACAAGAGUAUGCCAAUGCACAAGGAUUCUCCACAACCCUCGGUAUCGAACAUGUCAUCUAUGAUCCUGAAAGUAAACACGUAUUCUUCUUUGGAAUGCAUCAUGUGGAACCUGGAAGGGACGAGACGCCUGAUUAUAGUCCUUACUUGUUUCUCAAUUCCCUUGAAAACCCGCCAGACAUGUAUGUCAAAGUGGUGGAUUAAUUAGAAUAAAUAGGGACUUCAGCUUAAAUUAAUUAAACUAUAGUUUAU
Molecule: messenger RNA, 1019 nt
Organism: Penicilliopsis zonata CBS 506.65
Lineage: Eukaryota; Fungi; Ascomycota; Eurotiomycetes; Eurotiales; Aspergillaceae
Exons: 2
Coding region: 198-971 (257 amino acids)
Source: RefSeq, a predicted model, not a curated record